AUACAUAAUUUUGUAAUGAACGUCAUUUUUAAUUUUUAUAUCUGCUGCGUAUAUAUAUGUGCACAUAUAUAGAUAAGUAUAUAUGUACUUAACAUACGUAUACGCUUUUAUUUUUUAAGCCUCCCCUUUUUCGCAUUUUGAAACUCCCCAGAGAGGAGCCAACUUGCGCUUACUGGGCCCUUUUGUGGAGCACUGCGUACAUUGAUAAUUGUAUGUAAGCAUUUGUACAUGUACCGUGCUGCGCGAGCCACCCAGCAAAUUCGAUACAGUAUUAAAAAAAAAAAAAUUCGCAGUUUUUACCCCUAAGGUAAAAAUCGGUACUCUAUUUUACCCAUUACGCUAUCGCCUUGUAUCUUCAAAACCGAAGCAACAAUGAGGAAAAACGCGCAAAUAGUAAUUUUCUGCCUGUUCGGAUUGCUGAGUUAUAGAUGCGGAGCUGAAGGAAACGUUAGCCCACCCAACUUUAAUGACAACAGGGUAAACGGCAACAAUGGAAAUAAAGGCAACGGAAAUGACAACGACGUGCCGUCGUUCAUUGGAGGAAACAAUAAUAACGUGAACGGCAAUAAUGAUGAUAACAUUUUUAAUAAAAAUGGAAAGGAUGUCACCCGAAAUGAUGGCGAUGCAAAGGAUGGAGAAAAUCGAAAUAACAAGAAAAACGAAAAUGGCAGUGGCUCCAAUGAGAAUAACUCCAUUGCAAAUGCGGACAAUGGUAGCGGCAAAUCUGAUGCGAAUGCCAACCAAAUUGAUGAGGAUGGAAAUAAAAUGGAUGAAGCAUCUUUAAAGAAAAUCCUCAAAAUUGUAGACGAAAUGGAAAAUAUUCAAGGACUGCUCGAUGGAGAUUACAGCAUUUUGGAUAAGUACAGUGUCAAAUUAGUUGAUGAAGAUGAUGGAGAAACGAAUAAAAGAAAAAUCAUUGGAGAAUAUGAUUUGAAAAUGUUAAAAAAUAUUUUAUUGUUCAGAGAAAAAAUUUCCCGAGUUUGUGAAAAUAAAUACAAUAAAAAUUUACCCGUCUUGUUAAAAAAAUGCUCAAAUGUGGAUGACCCCAAAUUGAGUAAAUCCAGGGAAAAAAUUAAAAAAGGAUUAGCAAAAAAUAAUAUGAGCAUUGAAGAUUUUGUGGUAGGUUUGUUGGAAGAUUUAUUUGAGAAAAUUAAUGAACAUUUUAUUAAAGACGAUUCAUUUGAUUUGAGUGACUAUUUAGCCGAUUUCGAGCUCAUCAAUUAUAUAAUUAUGCACGAAACGUCCGAAUUGAUCGAUGAGCUUUUGAACAUAAUAGAGUCCAUGAAUUUCAGAUUGGAAUCCGGAUCUUUGGAGAAAAUGGUUAAAUCUGCAGAAUCAGGAAUGAACUUAAAUUGCAAAAUGAAGGAAGACAUAAUUCACUUACUUAAGAAAUCCUCCGCCAAAUUUUUUAAAAUCGAAAUUGACAGAAAGACCAAGAUGAUAUACCCAGUGCAGGCUACACACAAAGGUGCCAACAUGAAACAACUCGCCCUGAGCUUCCUCCAGAAGAACAAUGUAUGUGAACAUAAAAAGUGCCCAUUGAACUCCAACUGCUAUGUUAUAAAUGGAGAGGAGGUCUGCAGAUGUCUACCCGGAUUUAGCGACGUCAAAAUUGAUAACGUGAUGAACUGCGUUAGGGAUGAUACCCUUGACUGUAGCAACAACAACGGUGGCUGUGAUGUGAACGCAACGUGUACCCUUAUAGACAAAAAAAUUGUGUGUGAAUGCAAGGACAACUUUGAGGGAGACGGAAUAUACUGCUCCUACAGCAUUUUCAACUCCAUCAACAAUUUCAUUUUCCUGAUCUUGUUGCUUUUGUGCCUGUACCUGUUCUAG
Plasmodium vivax (malaria parasite P. vivax) is the source of this 1836-nucleotide messenger RNA. Its product is annotated as merozoite surface protein 8, putative. The coding region runs from base 373 to 1836 and encodes 487 amino acids. The transcript has a single exon. Lineage: Eukaryota; Apicomplexa; Aconoidasida; Haemosporida; Plasmodiidae. The record is from RefSeq and is a predicted model, not a curated record.